Messenger RNA from Doryrhamphus excisus (bluestripe pipefish), 1908 nucleotides. RefSeq names its product interferon regulatory factor 1b (gene irf1b). Gene Ontology annotation, molecular function: RNA polymerase II cis-regulatory region sequence-specific DNA binding; DNA-binding transcription factor activity, RNA polymerase II-specific. The record is from RefSeq and is a predicted model, not a curated record. Gene Ontology annotation, cellular component: nucleus. Gene Ontology annotation, biological process: immune system process; regulation of transcription by RNA polymerase II. Lineage: Eukaryota; Metazoa; Chordata; Actinopteri; Syngnathiformes; Syngnathidae.
CUUGUGGACUCGAUUGUUAUGGACGUGCGUGGAAAGUAUACGCUUAUAAACGUUUCAUAUGCAAAUUAAUACAACUAAAGACACAUAAACAAGCUACUUUUUCGGCGCUAGCCCGCCUCUUUGUCAGGCUGAAUAAUAACUUGCUACACAACGGUGACCUGACACACUUUAAGCUCCUUGCAAUGCCUGGUUUAAAGUUUUGACAAGAUUUUCCACGUGAAAUCGCUUUUAAAAAAGGCAGACGUGAGGUUCGUACGGCGGCGCGGCGGACAAGGUAGGACACUUCCUACAGCGGCCGCCAGGGAAAUCCCAGCCAGUGGCGCCUAUUAAAGGAGCCAGCUCUCACCCGCCGACACACUUCUUGCUGGAUUUGCACCGCAGCAGCUCUCAGAAGAAGGACAACAAGUCUAAGGAGGACUGUCACCGAGACAAACUUCUAUUGCGGAUUACAGUUGGAUUUCUUUCGUCUGGAGAGGAUCACAAGCUAGAACAACAUGCCCGUUACCAGGAUGAAGAUGAGGCCGUGGCUGGAGAAGAUGAUCAACUCCAACACCAUCCCGGGUCUGGCCUGGAUCGACAAGGAGAAGACCAUGUUCUCCAUCCCGUGGAAGCACGCGGCUCGACACGGCUGGGACAUGGACAAGGACGCUUGUCUCUUCAAGCAGUGGGCCAUUCACACGGGGAAAUACGGGGAGAGCGGAUCCCGAGACGCCAAAACGUGGAAAGCCAACUUCCGCUGUGCGAUGAACUCGCUGCCGGACAUCGAGGAGGUGAAGGACAAGAGCGUCAACAAGGGACAGUCGGCCAUGCGUGUCUUCCGCAUGUUGCCCGUGGUGCAGAAGUCCAGAGAAAAACGCAGCAGAGUCAAGUCCAGGAAGCAGGUCAAGAUGGCGGAGGAGGACACAGACUACAGCGACACCCAGUCGCCGCCCGCCGUGUCGCAGCUGCGGGUGGACGCCGCGUCCGCUCAGGAGAACGUGGUGGACAGCACGGUGGACGUGGGGCUUCGAGGUGAGGGCGUACGCAAACCAAGGACGAAACCAGCAUCGCCGCUUUCUAACUCCUGGCCAAUCUUUUCAGAUUACGCCACCUCGCCCUUCGACUUUCCCGACUUGUUCCCUGCUGAGACGGCGGCGGGAAGGCCGCAGGACAACUUCCUCGACCAUUUCCAAAUUUCCCCCGACCAAAGCCCCGAGUACGACCCCGACAUCGUGGAGAUUUGCAAGCAACUGGAGAGAGACGCGCAAAGCCUCGGCAGGAACUGUUUAGACAUCAAGGGGCUCCUGAGCAAUGACGCAUCGACCAGCCCGGGGAGCCACUGGAGCGACACUUCCUCAGACUGCGCCCACUCAGUCCGAACAGUCGACGAAGUAGACGACUUGCAGUACACCACACUGGGCCCGGACUUCACGAACGUGGGGGACAGCCUCCUGGGCGAGUUCUGCCCCACCUACUACUUGGACACGAGGCUCUCCAUGUGAAGAACUGGUGAGACCGCUCUGAAGACUGUUGACUUGACCAGCUCAGGAAAAGCAAGCAUCAGCCGUGGUGAAGGUCCCACAAGGUUCUGCUGUUGGGUCCAUCCAGCUUUGCCCACAUUCCUGUUUGGACCAGGAAAAGCUCCUUGGCGGUCCCAUAAAUUCCUCAGAUGGGCUGCGUUCGCCGUCUGGAAUGGAUCUUGAAGGACACGCGUGGACUUUUGUGCUUUCAACUCAUCUCCGAGUUGAAGUCUGCCAUUGUUAGCAUCUUCUCUUCCAUUCAUCAAGCUACAUCUCAGCCAGUCAACACGCUAAGCCCUGCAGCAAACACGGAACGUUUGCUCCACUUCCCAACGCUCCAUGUAAAGGUUGUAAAUGUACAUGUAUAUAGUCAGAUGUUGUGUAUCUGUGUCUUUUUAAUAAAAACUAA